CUUACUCUAUCGGUUGGCGUAUAGUGAUCGAGCGAAGCGCUGGCUUGCCCAGAGGGAUCAUCAGGCCAUCUCCAUCCUCACUGGACGAAGCUGGAAGCUGGGAGUCCCCCACAUCCGGGAGAAGUGCUGGCGGUGAUGGAGAAACGGAACCAUACUAGAGCGCACCCGGGAUAUUGGUACUCGCCGUCAAACAAGAAGAAACGAUCGCGAACCACAAGGGCCCGUUCUCAGGGAUUGGCAGUGCUUUCAAUGCCGUCCUCCACACCCGGUCAGAGCUCGCAGUCUAACGCUUGGUCUACCUCGUUGGAUAGUGACCGCACCAGUGAACAUUCAACCGGAUCUUCUCAUGCAGAAGAGGGGACCUUCACCAAGCGCAACGUAUUGCAUUCAAAUGGCUGUAGCCCGCUGCAAAGUGCCGCCUCGGUUUGGUGGCAGUGAACGUC
Molecule: messenger RNA, 443 nt
Organism: Aspergillus welwitschiae
Lineage: Eukaryota; Fungi; Ascomycota; Eurotiomycetes; Eurotiales; Aspergillaceae
Exons: 1
Coding region: 136-438 (100 amino acids)
Source: RefSeq, a predicted model, not a curated record